Messenger RNA from Aspergillus eucalypticola CBS 122712, 567 nucleotides. RefSeq lists its product as uncharacterized. NCBI's taxonomy places the organism in Eukaryota, Fungi, Ascomycota, Eurotiomycetes, Eurotiales, Aspergillaceae. The record is from RefSeq and is a predicted model, not a curated record. Bases 1 to 567 code for a protein of 188 amino acids. The transcript is spliced from 3 exons.
AUGAAGCGAAUAUCAUUUUUGCGAUUCUCAAGCAUUGCCGCUGAUGUCGAGUUCAUCAACCCAUAUUCCCGUGCGUUCGUAUACCUCGAAGACGACGAGAUCCGUGGUGGCCGCGACCCCGACCGGUUCAGCUACUACGAGGCGCCGCGGCUAGAUUUCCUGCUUCCGCAGGAGAUUGCGCUGACCUGUUCCAUGGACGAAGGCGUCCAUGUCAUUCUGCAUACGAAAGAAACCGCGUAUCUGCAACAGCUCCAAUCACUCGAAAUCAUUCCGAGCCCGUCACGAUGUACUCGCCAACUAUAUAACAAAUACUACCCGGCGGUGUAUCCGAGAAUGAAAAAAGUCCUCCAGGAGCAAUACAGAUGGCCAUAUGAUUUCCAAGAAGCUGAGUGGAAGGAAGCUUCGAAGGUGACAUGGAAGCGAAUCGAGCUAGAGGAUCCAAACUAUGAGACGGAUAAUGCUGAUGAACUGGAACCUGAAGUAUUGAGGAAUGAUAAAGAUGGCUAUAGCUUUCAACUUAGCACCGAGGUGGAGGCCCAACUCCGAUUACUUCUUAAUAUUCAUUGA